Messenger RNA from Prunus armeniaca (apricot), 183 nucleotides. The record is from the annotation of a GenBank genome assembly. NCBI's taxonomy places the organism in Eukaryota, Viridiplantae, Streptophyta, Magnoliopsida, Rosales, Rosaceae.
AUGGGAUUUACUCGGCGAUUGGAUCCAAGCUUGAUGACACUACAUUGUGUUUUGGAGUUGUUGUCAAUCAAGAACUCGGCUGAUUUGACGAACAUGGGGAUGACUGAUGAUGAUGAUGUUAAUGGUGAAGCCAGUGUCUUGAAUCAGAAUGGGGAUAAUGGUGAUUACAUGGACUUGAAUUGA